GAGUGAGAGUGUGUGUGUCUCUGAGGGAGAAGAGGAGGAGGAACGUGGAGAUGUGGAGAGGUCCACGGAGAGAGGAACCUCCUUCUCGUUCAGUCCACCGAGAGCCUGGAAAGGAGAGUUCGGGCUUGGAACGCUGCUCAUUGUUUACCAGAGGUAACUGAAGAUUUAGCUACCAAUACGAAGGGGUACAGCCUUGUCUGGGAUCUGUUUUGAUACGAACUUUGAACAGAUUUUCCUUUUGCGUUUUGGACAUUGUACAAAAGUGCCAUAGACUAACGACCAACGGAAAUAUUUGUUUUCUUUGUCUUCGUUGAGAGGAUAUUUACCUUAUUUGCUGGAUUUGGUAUCGCACUUUUCUGGCCAUCUUUUGUCGGUGAACAGUCUUGCGAUUUUUAAAUGCGGUUCACAGUGUUGGUUUGAUCCUGGGGCGUACGCGCAAUGGCCGCGUCGGCCGGACAGAGGAACGAGAAGUUGGACGAGGCGCAGGCAUCGGCGCGAAGCUGUGCGGGGCGACCGGACUUUCUCCCGUGCGACGGACUGUCCAUGUGCGCAACGCACAGCCACGGGAAGUGCUUCAAGCUCCACUGGUGCUGUCAUCUCGGCUGGUGCCACUGUAAGUACGUGUACCAGCCCAUGACGUCCGUGUGCCAGCUACCCAGCACCCCCGUGCCUGCCUCGCCCUCUAGCCACACCCACACCACGGACCUCUCCGUCUCAUUGGCUGACCGCUACCUCAGCACCGCCUCCGCCUUCCAGGCCCCGCCCUGCCCACCCUCGCCAAAGUUCUGCCUCAUCUCGGACCUCUUCCACGACGACUAUUUGGUCAAGCGCAUCAACGGCAAAAUGUGCUACGUGCAGAGAAUUGUACCGCCACCGCACGUACCCAGUAGCUCCCCCGAGCCCCCGCCCCGCCCCCCUCAGGCCAAGCCCCGGGUCUCUGCCAACACGGCCACGGCGCCCAAAAUGAACCACUGCUCCUCCCCCUCCAGCUCCGAGGAUUCGGGGAUCAACGCGCUGGGUGGGGCCUAUGUGGGGUCAUGUGACGAGGGCUCGUCAGAGGAGUCGGAAGACGAGGAGGAAGAGGAGGAGGAGGAAGAGGAGGAGCUGAGCAGCGAUGGGGAGUCCAGUCUGGGCAGUGUGUGGGGGCAGGGGGCACGUGCCGUGGUGGCCCCCUCCCUCUCUGUCCUGGAGAUCCUGGAGAAGAUAGAGACCACUGUCUGAUCACGCUGAACACACACACACACACACACACACACCCCAGACCAGAACACUCACACACAGCCCAGACCAGAACCGACAAGAGUACAGGACCAAUGAGAUGCAGGAUGGGCCAUACUGACCAAUAGGACUGCCAGCCACAGCAUGUGAUCACACCCAUAGAGAAUGAUGAACCUUCUAGAAAUAUUCCAUGUUCAUUGUAGCAAUAUAUAUGCAAGAUAUAUGUACACUUAUUUUCAACACACACACACACACUAUCCUGAGUAUGUGGUGAUGGAUCUCCACCAGGUCAUCACCACAGAUAGCCCUCUAUUAGAUAGCCAUCUGCCAUCAACAUCUCAACCUGUUUACAGACCAAAGCCAACAAACCCAGAAAGCAUGGAUUAGCACUGUUUAAAAGAACAAACAUGCACAGAAUCCUCAACACUCACUGAUAAUCAUACAGACUAGCAUGACCAAACACACACACAAAUAUAUAUAUAUAUAAACACACUCACACAGAAACAAGCACAUGCAAAACCUUCACACACACUUGGUCAUAAAAUGCUUUGUGAGUCUCUCUGUUCCUCCUAGACAUGUGAUCGGGUGCGUCAAGGAACAACCACCACACAACGUUUCAAUGACGUCAUCCUGUAGAUACUCCUGUGAACUAAGAUAACCCCAGGCUAAACUGAGUUCUCCUGUUUGUAUUCAAAUAGAUAUUAUUGUUAUUAUCUCCUAUUUUUCACUAUAAACGAUUUUGAAACUGAA
Molecule: messenger RNA, 1968 nt
Organism: Osmerus eperlanus (European smelt)
Lineage: Eukaryota; Metazoa; Chordata; Actinopteri; Osmeriformes; Osmeridae
Gene: c21h3orf70
Product: chromosome 21 C3orf70 homolog
Exons: 2
Coding region: 439-1221 (260 amino acids)
Biological process (GO): nervous system development
Source: RefSeq, a predicted model, not a curated record